AUGUUAGAUGGGAUACCCAAAUAUUUUGGUAGCCUCUGUAGUUUGGAAACUUUGUUCUUCGAUAACAACUCUGUUGUUGUCACAUUUCCCGAUUUUCUCAAUAACUUGUCAGGAUGCACAUCGCUUUCAUUACAAUCGUUGUUUGCUGAAACAAACCAACUUACAGGGUCAUUGCCCGAUGAGAUCCAAAAGUUUACAUCCCUAUUAGAUGUGUCCCUCUCUGAGAAUCUGUUAAAAGGAACUAUAAGUAAGAAACUGUGGGAACUUCCCAAACUUCAAAACCUUGAUCUUUCCGGAAACUCACUCCAAGGAUUUCCUUCCUCAGAUUACAUGUCAAACCUUUCUGAUAUAGAAUUCAUUCGUUUGAGCUCUUGCAAUCUAGGGCCUCGCUUCCCCAAAUGGAUUCAAAAUUUGAAAAAUCUUACCAGUCUUGAUAUUGCAAAUACUGGUAUUUCAGAUACAAUUCCUCUAGAGUUUUGGGACACGUGGCCUUCCUGGUUAACAUUCCUGAAUCUUUCUUCCAAAAACAUAAGCGGGAAAGUACCCGAUCUGUCAUAA
Molecule: messenger RNA, 558 nt
Organism: Lactuca saligna
Lineage: Eukaryota; Viridiplantae; Streptophyta; Magnoliopsida; Asterales; Asteraceae
Source: the annotation of a GenBank genome assembly